Messenger RNA from Aureobasidium pullulans EXF-150, 1260 nucleotides. RefSeq names its product alpha/beta-hydrolase. The coding region runs from base 1 to 1260 and encodes 419 amino acids. The record is from RefSeq and is a predicted model, not a curated record. The transcript has 5 exons. NCBI's taxonomy places the organism in Eukaryota, Fungi, Ascomycota, Dothideomycetes, Dothideales, Saccotheciaceae.
AUGGCUGCACCGAAUGGAGGAUUCUUUAUCCAGGAUAAGCUGUACAAAACCGCUCCGCAUCAUGAGAGCUUCAAGCAGCUGUGGGAGACCAAGUGGAAGAAGCCUUGUGCUAUGGGUGUCUAUCCCUUCAUGUUCAGCGCCAUCCAGGAUUUCGAACCGAUAGUCGAGAAGCUUGUCGAGGGUGACUACAAAGAACCAUACAACUGGGACGACUAUGCUCAAGUCUACUUUCCCAAGGCCGAAGAGCUAGUCUCCAAGGCACGAGAGGCAGAACAGGAGGGAAACAAGGAGAAGGCUUCUGAAUUCUAUCUACGAGCUUCUGCUGUCUACCGGAUCUCCCGGUUCCCUGCACCUCGCUCAGAGAAGCAAAGAUAUGCCUGGCAAGAAGGCAAGAAAGCAUGUAUCAAAGGCCUAGGACUCCGCGAACACCCCGUCCACGAAAUCGAAGUCCCUCACACCCAUGCCAUCGAAGGAGAAGGCAAAACAAUCCCCAUAUACCACCUCCUACCCUCCUCCGCCAGCGAAGCAAACCCAGCACCCGUCGUCCUCAUCAUGACCGGUCUCGACGGCUACCGCACCGAACUAGCCGUCUGGAUGGAAGGCUGGCGUCAAAACGGCAUCGGCAGCAUCGUCGUCGAAAUCCCCGGUACUGGAGACUCUCCCGCCUUACCCUCCGAUCCCACAUCCCCAGACCGCCAAUGGAGUUCCCUACUCGAUUGGAUAGACACCCAACCCGCCAUUGCCAAAGAUAAAGUAUGCGUGUGGGCGUUCUCGACGGGUGGAUACUACGCCAUCCGUCUCGCCCACACCCAUCCUACUCGUCUUGCAGGUGUGGUGGCACUAGGCGGCGGCGUACACCACAUGUUCGAUGAAGAAUGGCUGGAUAACGUAAACAACCUCGAAUACCCUUUCGAUCUCGCCACGACCCUCGCCUACAAAUACGGCUACGGCUCCGACCUCUCCCUAUUCAAAAAAGAGGCCAAGAAAUUCUCCCUCCUCGAAGAUGGAACUUUGGAUAAACCAGAAUGUGCAAGAUUGCUACUCGUCAACGGCACGGAAGAUGAGAUCUUCCCAAUCGAUGAUUAUUGGUUGUGUUUGUUACAUGGAGCCCCCAAGGAAGCGAGAUUCAUAAAGGGAAUCAAACAUAUGGGUGAACCGGAGAGUUUUUUUGUUAUUCUAAAGUGGAUUUAUAAGUUGUUUGGAAUUCAAGCGAAUCCGGUGGAGCAGAUGAAGACGAUUCCGUUCAAGGCGAAGUAUUGA